CGCCCCUUCCGCCCGCCUGCGCCGGCAGACGCGGCGCGUCCCGCGGCCUCGGGAGCAGGGGAGGCGGGGCGGGGCGGCGCUGCCCGGCGCUGCUCCUCCCAGCGGCGGGGGCGCACACGGGCAGCAUUAGCUCAUCUCGGCGGCGGCGGCGGCUCCUCGGCAGCCUUUUCUUCCCCUGUCUCCCGCCGCCGCCUCGGAGCCGCCCUCCGCUUCGCCGGGCCGGGGGCGCGGCGCGGCGCCGCUCCCCAGCAGCCUCCAUGGCUCUGUGCAACGGAGACGCCAAGCUGGAGAACGCCGGAGGAGAGCUCAAGGACGGCCAGCAUCUCUACGAGGGAGCCGUAGUGAUACUAGACGCCGGAGCGCAGUAUGGGAAAGUCAUAGAUCGUCGAGUGCGCGAGCUCUUCGUUCAGUCCGAGAUCUUCCCUUUGGAAACGCCAGCCUUCGCCAUCAGAGAACAGGGGUUUCGAGCUAUCAUCAUAUCUGGAGGACCAAACUCUGUAUAUGCAGAAGAUGCACCAUGGUUCGACCCAGCAAUAUUUACAAUAGGAAAACCAGUUCUUGGAAUUUGCUAUGGCAUGCAGAUGAUGAAUAAAGUAUUUGGAGGUACCGUGCACAAAAAAAGUGUUAGAGAAGAUGGAGUGUUCAGCAUUACUCUGGAUAACACAUGUUCACUGUUCAGGGGCCUUCAGAAGGAAGAGCUUGUCCUCCUCACUCAUGGAGAUAGCGUGGAUAAAGUAGCUGAUGGAUUCAAAGUUGUUGCACAGUCUGGGAACAUUAUAGCAGGUAUAGCAAAUGAAUCUAAAAAACUUUAUGGAGCACAGUUCCAUCCUGAAGUUAGCCUUACAGUGAAUGGAAAAAUGAUCCUGAGGAAUUUUCUUUAUGAUAUUGCUGGAUGCAGCGGUACCUUUACAGUGGAAAAUAGAGAACUUCAGUGUAUUCAAGAUAUUAAAGAGAAAGUGGGCUCAUCGAAAGUCCUGGUUUUGCUCAGCGGAGGUGUGGACUCAACAGUGUGUACUGCUCUCCUGAAUCGUGCUUUAAACCGAGACCAGGUCAUAGCUGUACACAUAGAUAAUGGAUUUAUGCGUAAAAGAGAAAGUCAGUCUGUGGAAGAGGCACUCAAAAAACUUGGAAUUCAAGUUAAAGUGGUAAAUGCAGCCCAUUCGUUCUAUAAUGGUACAACAACUCUGCCAAUCUCUGAUGAGGAUAGAACUCCGCGUAAAAGGAUUAGCAAGACCUUAAAUAUGACUACAAGUCCUGAAGAAAAAAGAAAAAUUAUUGGUGAUACCUUUGUUAAGAUUGCCAAUGAAGUUAUUGGGGAAAUGAAUCUGAAACCUGAAGAGGUUUUUCUUGCUCAGGGUACCCUCAGACCUGAUCUCAUUGAAAGUGCUUCCCUUGUUGCAAGUGGCAAAGCUGAAGUCAUCAAAACUCAUCAUAAUGAUACAGAGCUAAUCAGAAAGCUACGAGAAGAGGGUAAAGUAAUAGAACCGCUGAAAGACUUCCACAAAGAUGAAGUGCGAGUGCUAGGGAGAGAACUCGGUCUUCCUGAAGAGCUGGUUUCAAGACAUCCCUUCCCAGGUCCUGGUCUAGCGAUCAGAGUGAUAUGUGCUGAAGAACCUUAUGUGUGCAAAGACUUUCCUGAAACAAACAAUAUUUUGAAAAUAGUUGCAGACUUUUCUGCAAGUGUUAAAAAGCCACAUACUUUGUUGCAAAGGGUCAAAGCAUGUACGACUGAAGAAGACCAGGAGAAGCUGAUGCAGAUUACAAGCCUACAUUCACUGAAUGCCUUCUUGUUACCAAUCAAAACUGUGGGAGUGCAGGGCGACUGUCGUUCAUAUAGCUAUGUUUGCGGGAUCUCUAGUAAAGACACUCCACACUGGGAGUCUCUUAUGUUUCUUGCCAGACUCAUACCACGGAUGUGCCACAAUAUAAACAGAGUUGUGUAUGUGUUCGGUCCACCAGUCAAAGAACCUCCUACGGAUGUCACACCUACUUUCCUGACAACAGGAGUCCUCAGCACUUUACGUCAAGCUGAUUUUGAGGCUCACAAUAUUCUCAGGGAGUCUGGUUAUGCCGGAAAAAUUAGCCAGAUGCCAAUAAUUCUGACACCGUUACAUUUUGAUCGCGACCCCCUACAGAAGCAACCUUCCUGUCAAAGAUCUGUGGUUAUUCGAACUUUUAUUACUAGCGAUUUCAUGACUGGUAUUGCAGCAACUCCUGGUAAUGAGGUUCCAGAAGAGGUUGUGUUAAAAAUGGUGGCGGAGAUUAAGAAGAUUCCUGGCAUUUCUCGGGUGAUGUAUGACUUGACAUCAAAACCACCAGGAACUACAGAGUGGGAGUAAUUAACUUUUUUCUAUUAAAGUACUGUGUGCAGUUUAAAUCAUAUCAGAAACCAUUCCCAGUGUUGACAUGCAGUACUGUGAAAAGAGUGACUGGAGCUGCUACAUCACAUCUGAUUCCUCUCCUGGAGCGUAAAUCUGCAGUUAAGAGCUGUGUUGGGGAUAACUAAGUGGGGCUGAGGAUUUGUACGGGUAAAUAAUCAUGGCAGCAUUGCCUGUGCGCAGACAGAUUCCUAUUGCUUUUGCCUUUGUCUUACUGAUUCUUCCCGUUUUCAUGUGUUUUACUGUUAACCGUCAUUUCAGCGUCUCUUUGUUUUUGUAUACCGUGUAAAAAGAGACAUUUUAUUUACUUCUACCAAAAUCAUUGUUACCGCCUAAAAAUGUAAAAUGAAUACUUUGUGUGACCAACUGCUUUUGGACAGAUUUAUUAUAAAUAAAUAUUUUGCCAAAUGGAGUGGUGGGUGCUGUCGAGUCGUGGCGUUAGCGUGCAGCCGCUGCGGAGCCCGCUCUGCCCCGUCUGGCGCGACACCGGUGCCGGCAGCGCAGCGCUGGGGCGUCACCAGCCCUCUCUCCCUGCUCUUGCACCGCUUGGUAGGUGUUUGCUGGCAACAAACGUGUACACACGUACUAAUCUUCAGUAUACGCUUACUGCACCUAUACAUAGGUCAGAUUGCAGGCGAUGAGGUGUCGCGCGUGCUUUUGCGGGUUCCGAUAGAAGAGUUAAAGUGGGAGUGGAAUUGGAAGAGCUGUUACACCAGAGCUACUGGAUCUGUGAAUUCUCUUUCUGUUUUUCAGUGCUUAUGCAAUAGUCCCUUCACAGCCUACUGCCCACGUGCGUUUGUUUUACUUGAUAACAUUGUUUUCUACACAUGGCUUUUACAGGAAGAACUUUUCUAUGUGUUAUACUUAGCUUUUAAACAUUAUAGUCAUUUAGUGUGGAAUCAUGGUAUCAGAGUGGACUUGAUCCAUCAACCGAGAUCACUUCAGUCGCUUGUAUUCCGCUGUUUAGUGAAGUGAGCAAUAAUUUAAGAGGAGAGAUGUGGUUACCUUGGACACCUGUUCGUUUUCUGAUAUCUUCAGGCAAAGGCCAGCUAUUUCCAUCCACCUGAGAAUUGUGAGUGUCCUACAGUUGCUGUCUUUGGAAGUUUAAUUUCUGUAACACUUGGAUUCGGACCUGAGCAGCUUACUGGGUACCUACAGGUUACCUGUGCUGUUAUAACCUUAAUUAUGUACCCAAGUUUAUCGUUUUAGCCACUUUCUGAACAUUUGCAUUUCAUUCAGCUGCCAAAUUGUUUUGUGGGGGUGAGAUACUUGUUUUAAACUGUUUGAUAACAUGGUGUGUUUAAUGGCUGUAGCUACCUGUAUUUCCACUUACAUAGAUUUGUGAACUGGAAUAAUGGUUGAAAAUGUUUAUUCUAUAUUCUUUUAAUUGCACACUUUUUUAUUGUUUUUACAUUUAUUACUUACACUUGUAUUACGGAAAUUUAGUUUCAUUCCUGUUUAUAGGAUAUGGCUAACUUGUUUCAAUUUAUACUUUUGCUGAUGUCACUAGGAAGUUGUCUUUCGUUUGGGGAAGGAGACGGCAUAUUAUAGCCCUUUGCUGCUUUUUUGAAAAUACUCUUGACAACCUAGAUGUGCAGGAGGGCAGCAGACUGGUGGCCGUAAUCUGGAGUUAGGAAGAACUGCCUUCUGGCCUUACCAUAUCUGCUAGGAGCAGAACUGUCUUGGGUCAAUUAACGUUAAUCUGUGUGUAUCUCACUUGUCUCAUUUAUGAAAUGAAGGUAGUAAUUCUAACACAUCCAUUAUAGCCUUUUAGAGCUCUUUGGAUGAGCUCUUUGCUACAUAAGUGAAGUAUUAUUUAUAUAAAAGUUAUUUUGUUACUGGACUGUGAUCUAUUAGAAACUCUACAAACCGUUGCUUGCUGGGGCAGAAUCUAUUACAGCAUGGGUUCUGUUGAAAACAAAUUUGAUUUUUAAUGUAAUUUAGUUCAAAAGAAAGCUCCCUAACUAAAUUACGGCUUUAUAGUACAUUUUAAUUUUUUUUGUCAGAAAAAGCUGAGGAUAGUUGUUUUCAUGACUGGUGAUAUCUUGUACAUAAAUGGUGCGACCACAAGAAAUAAAUCUUUUUGGUGUGAUGCAGAAUACUUCAGCCUUUUAGUGUCAUUGCAGUUGUUGCUAGUUUUAAGUGGGCUUGCUAUUGCUGCUGCUGCCGCUGCCAUCAGGUUGUCUGUUACCUUGAGAACAAGUAGGUAAAAUGGAAGGAGGAAUUACUUUAAAAAAAAACAAAUAAAUAAAUAAAAUAAAGAAUUCGGAGCACCUCUUACACCCAAAACUUUAUUCUUGACUCUAAUGAGACACUCCUGGUUGGCCUCCGUGUAGAUGAAUAUGCAGUACAUAGUCUCAUAGUUAUGUCCUAACUUGCAAGAAAGCUUGCAUAACGUCAUGUCCGUAGCAUUCAGGGGCUUAUAAUAACUCUGCCUUUUGACUGCAACCUUAGGAUAUACCUGCACAGGUUUUUUUAUAUUCACUGCAUGUUGCAUACUUGGAAGCCCUACUUUCAGAGUUGCAUCUUACCUGUAGGUAUAAUAUAAUACCUGUAUACAGUGGGUAUGCUGAAGUUUGACGUAUGCUUUUAACAUCUUUAAUCAUGUUGGUUGCUUUCAUGUUUUUAAUGAAACAGAGCUUGAUAACAAUUCCUGUGCUCUUUAGGAACAUACACUUUUGUUUUGUUUUUUUAAGCCAGAAAGGUAAAUAUUGAAACAUUUAGUCAUAAACGAUUGCACUAUAAACAAAAUAUGUCUUAUUGAAAUAAAAUUUGUGGUCUCUAAAUAUCUUCCCCCAAUUUAACAGCUGUGCCAUGCAUUUUAGAAGUGUUUGGUUAUUCUUAGGAGGGUUGGUGUCGUCAUCCCAGCAGUUCUUGAGUGUUUUUAUGGAUCCGUGUGUAUAGAACAGCCAGAAGUGGGGAGAGAAUUAAGACUGUUCGCAUUUCUUCAGAAGCGUAUUUAGCACAUAGUUUACAGACUAAUAACUGUAGCUGCCCUGUACAAUUGUUCACCUCAAGUCUUCAGUAAAACAUGUCAGCGGUUAGAGGAAUUUGUAUUGGGGGUAUUCCCCGUCAUUCUCAAUUUUUAACAUUUUUCUGCUUGUGAAAUGAUAAAGUACUGUGAGCCUUAAUUUUUAUCCACAAAUAAAAAUAUUAUGUUUGA
Molecule: messenger RNA, 5541 nt
Organism: Dromaius novaehollandiae (emu)
Lineage: Eukaryota; Metazoa; Chordata; Aves; Casuariiformes; Dromaiidae
Gene: GMPS
Product: guanine monophosphate synthase
Exons: 16
Coding region: 258-2339 (693 amino acids)
Biological process (GO): GMP biosynthetic process
Cellular component (GO): cytosol
Molecular function (GO): ATP binding; GMP synthase activity; GMP synthase (glutamine-hydrolyzing) activity
Source: RefSeq, a predicted model, not a curated record